UUCUCCUCACCGCUGCUGGCUCUCGACAAUGGUUUGCCCCCUCUUUUCACACGAAAGGACGGCUCCACGCUCACCCAAGCUUCGAGAAUGAGACCAGGUCACGUUAAUCCGCGUGGGUUUCUCGUUAAAUUUGCGCUUGCCCCCACCCCCGGUGACUGGCAGCUUCCGUUUUCCCUAGCCGGCGCUAAUCUAACAAUCCAUCUGACAACUCUGCUGGAUGAUUGGACCAAAAACUUCCCACCGCUUGGCCGAGAGCAGACUGAAACCACCCUGAACCGUCACCAAUUCUGAUGACUCCAAUUCCGCUCGAUCCGUUGGAGAGUUUCAGAGGUGUACUUUUAAUUUACCUUUGCUGAUUCAUUCUAAGAACUUGCAGAAAUCCUACCACUCACUCAUUCAUGCCUCCCUAUGUAUCCAAUGAUAAGAGUGAAGAGUCCGUGUCCAUAUAGGAACAGAGCGCCAUGGAGAGAACCGCUGCUGUAAACAGAAAUACCCUCCAAUCGACAGGAGCCACUCGGUGUGAGUGCAGCAGGCAACAUUCAUGGAGACAUCCCCCCCCCAUCACUGGGCCAGCCAGGAAUUCACUCCUAGUUGUCCUCUCCGGUCCUGGAGGAAGGAGGUGAGAGAACAUGUGGAGUGACUUUGGAGAGGGCAGAGCAGGAGAACUGCAGCUGUGCUAAAGCACAGAGAGAGAAAGAGACAGACUGGCAACAUCUUCAUGGGCAACCUCACAGAGCAGGGCAACAGCAGCGGAGUGGGGCAAGGACUGGCAGUGCGGGCAGUGACAGGCUGCCUGCUUUUCCUCCUCAUUCUCUCCACACUGCUGGGAAACACCCUGGUGUGCCUGGCGGUGAUGAAGUUCCGGCACUUGCGCUCCAAAGUCACCAAUUUCUUUGUCAUCUCGCUGGCGGUGUCCGACCUGUUUGUGGCGGUGCUGGUGAUGCCCUGGAAAGCCCUGAGCGAGGUGGCUGGCCGCUGGCUCUUCGGCCCCUUCUGUGACACCUGGAUUGCCUUCGACAUCAUGUGCUCGACCGCCUCCAUCCUCAACCUGUGCAUCAUCAGCUUGGACAGGUACUGGGCCAUCGCCAGCCCCUUCAGAUAUGAGCGCAAGAUGACCCAGAGGGUGGCUUCAGUGAUGAUCGGGGUGGCCUGGACACUGUCCAUCCUCAUCUCCUUCAUACCAGUGCAGCUGAACUGGCACCGGGCUGGGGCAGAGGUGCUACAGGACAGGACCAACAGCACGGCCGGCUGUGACUCCAGCCUCAACAGGACCUACGCCAUCUCGUCCUCCCUGAUCAGCUUCUACAUCCCCGUGGUGAUCAUGGUGGGCACUUACACCCGCAUCUACCGCAUCGCCCAGACCCAGAUCCGCAGGAUCUCAUCCCUGGAGAGGGCAGUGGAACACGCCCAGAGCUGCCAGGAGCAGACGGCAGACUGCCCGCACGAAGCUGCCCUGAAGACCUCCUUCAAGAAGGAGACCAAGGUGCUGAAGACCCUCUCCAUCAUCAUGGGGGUCUUCGUCUUCUGCUGGCUGCCUUUCUUCGUGCUGAACUGCAUGGUGCCCUUCUGUGCCCCGGCUCUGGCACAAGCAGGGCAGGGUCCCUGUGUCAGCGACACCACCUUCAACAUCUUUGUCUGGUUCGGCUGGGCCAACUCGUCCCUGAACCCGGUCAUCUACGCCUUCAACGCGGACUUCAGGAAGGCGUUCACCAGCAUCCUGGGCUGCUCUCGCCUCUGCCCCAGCAACGCGGUGGAGCCGGUCAACUUCAGCAACGAGCUGGUCUCCUACCACCACGAUGACACUACGCUGCAGAAAGAGCCCCCCGGCGGCUCAGCGGGGGCUAACCCGGGCAUCCUGCCCAACCAGUUGCCGCCCUCCCUCAGCGAGCCCUUCGACAAGGUCUCCAGCAUCUCCUCGGCUCCCAGCGCCAGCAGCGCCAGCAGCAGUAGCCGGCGGCGCCCCAGGGAGCAGCUGCUGCUGCCGGGGGGGCUAUCGUACGAGGGCGAAGCUGAGAUCAGCCUGGACACCAUCACAGCGGUCUACCGCUGACAGGCACGGACCCCCUGCCUGCCCUCUUUCCCCAGCAACCCUCCCCUUCCCGGGGGGGAGUCUGCAAGGUCCCACCGCCAACGCACCAAGGGCCGGCGUUUGCAGCAACCUCCUGGAAACGGGGCUGCGCCCAACAUCCGCCGGAAUCCAGGACUUCGGCGCAAUCUCUCUUCUUAACACAAACCGAAAGAACUGCGGACGCUGUACAUCAGAAACCAAAACAGAAGCUGUUGGGAAGAAAAAAAAGCU
Messenger RNA from Chiloscyllium plagiosum (whitespotted bambooshark), 2299 nucleotides. It is a transcript of the gene drd6b, whose product is annotated as dopamine receptor D6b. Gene Ontology annotation, molecular function: G protein-coupled receptor activity. Gene Ontology annotation, biological process: positive regulation of MAPK cascade; adenylate cyclase-activating adrenergic receptor signaling pathway. The record is from RefSeq and is a predicted model, not a curated record. Gene Ontology annotation, cellular component: plasma membrane. Lineage: Eukaryota; Metazoa; Chordata; Chondrichthyes; Orectolobiformes; Hemiscylliidae.